Molecule: messenger RNA, 1216 nt
Organism: Tachysurus vachellii
Lineage: Eukaryota; Metazoa; Chordata; Actinopteri; Siluriformes; Bagridae
Gene: cplx4c
Product: complexin 4c
Exons: 3
Coding region: 148-633 (161 amino acids)
Biological process (GO): neurotransmitter transport; synaptic vesicle exocytosis; regulation of neurotransmitter secretion
Cellular component (GO): SNARE complex; terminal bouton
Molecular function (GO): syntaxin binding
Source: RefSeq, a predicted model, not a curated record
GCCACUGCAUCUUAUUUCACUCCAUCUGUCUCUCAGACUCACUUUAAGAGACACAUACACCGAUUUUGAGCCACCUUAUAUAUUUGGGCUGUAAUCAUAACUGAUCUUUCCAGAUAACGUGGCCCCCAAACUCCCAAAUCCUGGACCAUGUCUUUCUUAAUGCAGCAGAUGCUCGGGGAUAAGUUAAAGAACAUGAUGGGAGGAGGAGGAGGAGGCGAGGAGUCGGGGCCGGCGGCAGGAGACGGAAAAGAGACUGCAGAGUCUAAGGGAAUGACCCGAGAGGAGUUUGAGGAAUACCAGAAACAACUGGUGGAGGAGAAGAUGGAGCGGGAUAAGGAAUUUGCGACAAGGAAAGCAGAAAGAGCCAAUCUGAGAGUGCUGCUAAGAGACAAAUACAGGCUUCCACAGAGCGCACAAGACGAUGCCACGGUUCAGAUAGCGGGCGACGACUUGGACGUGCCUGAAGAAUUAGCUAAAAUGGUGGAGGAGGAUGAAGAGCAAGAGGAAAUCAAUGAUUCCUUUAUGGGCAGACUGCAAAACAUGGAAAUGGACUUUGAUACGAUCAAAGCCAAAGCUCAGAGCACGAUUACAGAAGUCAAGCAAGCAGCAGAAGAAAAGUGUGUCCUGAUGUGAUAUCGCAUUUUCUGUGAGCUUUUUAACUGGCAAGUCAGACAAAUCAAGUAGCAAUUUAAAAACACUCAUAUUUUAUUGAUUUCAUGAUCAAUUCCAGGAAUUUCUAAUGACUGUAUGAAUCUGUGGAAGAAAAAGAAAAACCACCGGUUUUUCAUAUGACUCUGUAUCAUCACUCGUUACCUUAAAUGGCAUUGUUUGGGACGUCAUGAACUAGUUUAAUAAAUUUAUACAAAAUUUGAAAAAAUAUAAAUAGUCGUUUUAGAUUCCACGAUCAUUUUCAUGUCAUUUUCUUCAUUUUCACAGCACUGAUAGUGUGUAGAUUUUGUUCGGUUGCUUCAGUUACUCUCUAUUUUCUAGAGGCUUUUACAGAAUAUAACAUUAAAUAUAUCUAUGCAGUAUAUCACACUACUAUAAAACUAUUUCUCAAAUCAACUUGAAAGAAAGAAACUGAUGUAUUUGACUGAGAAAUCAAGUUAGAACGCUAACAGGAGUCCCAAGACAUCAUCCUAUCGUACCUUCACUAAGAGUUUUGCAAAGAUUCUCUCUAUACUUUUUUCUCAGUUCUAUCUUUUUUGUAAUUAAC